Messenger RNA from Pangasianodon hypophthalmus (striped catfish), 4115 nucleotides. It is a transcript of the gene bcl11bb, whose product is annotated as BCL11 transcription factor B b. Lineage: Eukaryota; Metazoa; Chordata; Actinopteri; Siluriformes; Pangasiidae. The coding region runs from base 719 to 3109 and encodes 796 amino acids. Gene Ontology annotation, molecular function: RNA polymerase II cis-regulatory region sequence-specific DNA binding; DNA-binding transcription factor activity. Gene Ontology annotation, cellular component: nucleus. The transcript has 3 exons. The record is from RefSeq and is a predicted model, not a curated record. Gene Ontology annotation, biological process: positive regulation of transcription by RNA polymerase II.
CACACACACAUACACGCACAAGUACAGGCGCGCGCAGGGUGGGUCCUGUCCUCCUUCCCUCCCUCCCUCACUCCCUCCCUCGCGAAGAGCCCCGACGUAAAACGCGAGACGUAAUUAAUGACUCGGCCUGUGGGUCGCUUUUUGAGAGGCGGCUCCGUCUCGUGCGCCGUGAGUUGCCGUUGCCGCGCGCUGACGCCGGGCAGGAUGGAGCGCGAGCUUUCAGUCACCUGUCAAAACCACUUUGGGAGGAAUUGGGAUUUGCGCGAGAGAUGCCUUUUUUGACACAAGCGUGCAACUCUGAGCGUAAAUAAACAACAACAACAAAAACAAGAACAACACACUCCGAGCAGAGGAGCGCGUAUUUACAGGCAACUUUUAGGUUGGAGAAGUAGCCUAGUGUCGCGCGCGCUGCGAGCAGAGGAGCUGCACUCGGUAUUAGAGCAGAAAUUAGGUGAUUAGUUUCAGCUCGCGCGCGGAGGUGCCUGUUAGUCGCGCAGAACGCGCGCUGUUUUUAUCCUGCUUGUCUUCUUCUGUUUGACUCGUGCACACCGGAGCGUUCUCCCGUCCUGAAAACCCACCUGAAAGCUACGGGCUCCGGACAGAAGAGACGAGCAGAAAGUUUGCACAGAGGAAGAGGAAGAAGAGGAAGAAGAGGACUGCGUGCGUCUCACGGACUGUUUUUAUUCCUCUGUGCUGAGUGUGUGUGAGAUGCCGGGCGAUGUCCCGCCGCAAGCAGGGCAACCCGCAGCACCUGUCCGUGAGCCAGAGGGAGAGCGUGCAGCCCGAGGCCAGCCAUGAAAUGGGGGUGGAGCCUCGUUCACCAGGGGUCUGUCCUCCCAGUCCAAUGGGCAACGCUGGAGAGAGAGACCUGUUGACCUGCGGCCAGUGUCAGACCAACUUCCCUCUAGGAGACAUCUUGGCCUUCAUCGAGCACAAGCGGAGGCUGUGCCGUGGGGCCGGAGCCUGCUAUGAGAAACCCGGGGAAGGUGGCGCCACAUCAUCAUCACCGCGUGCUCUGCGAGUAGAACUUGCCAGGAGACCCCGCCCCGUGGAGAUCGGCAUCCAGGUCACACCGGGUGAGGAAGAAGAGGAAGAAAAGCGUCUAACGCCCGCCAGAGGAAUCUGCCCCAAGCAAGAGAGUGUACUGACAGGGAAAGAUGAGCCCUCUAGCUACAUCUGCACCACAUGCAAGCAGACCUUCACCAGCGCCUGGUUCCUGCUGCAGCAUGCUCAGAACACGCAUGGCAUCCGUAUCUACCUGGACAACCACCCUUCCAGCUGCUCCCUUACACCCCGUAUGGCAUUGCCCCCUCCUCUGGGAGCAGAUGCCCUGCCUCGCUCCCCUCUUGCCAGUUUCCUGGGAGACAACAGCAACCCGUUCCACUUGCUCCGCAUGGCAGCACCUCUUCUGCGAGAGCCUCAGCCUGCUGGAUACAUGGAGACCCGCUUGCCAUCUACACCACCAUUUGUAAGCCCACCUCCACCACCCCGUCAUCCCCUUGAGCGUCUGGGCCCAGAGGAGAUGGGCAUUCUCACCCAGCAUCCCAGUGCCUUUGAGCGUGUGAUGCGCCUGGCCCCAAUGCCCAUGGAACCACCAUCCAUGGAUUUCUCUCGCCGCCUCCGUGAGCUGGCCAGCAACAACAAUAAUAAUGGUGGGCCCACACCUCCUCUCUCACCCAACCGUGUGCCCCCUGUGCACAGGCUCCUCAGCCCCACGCUCUUUCAGCCUGGUGCCAAGCCAGCGCCAUUUAUGGGAACACCGACACAGCCACUUCCAGCUGCUCCCAGGUCCAGCUCUUCACCAACCUUGGGCCAGACAGGCAAGGUUAAGUCCUGUGAAUUCUGUGGAAAGACCUUUAAGUUUCAGAGCAAUCUGAUAGUACAUCGGCGCAGUCACACUGGUGAGAGGCCUUACAAGUGCCACCUGUGUGAUCAUGCCUGCUCUCAGGCCAGCAAGCUAAAACGGCACAUGAAGACCCACUUACAGAAGUCAGGUUCGUUGAGCAGCUCGCCAGAUCGGGGAAGGCGUGAUUCAACAGGAGAGGAGCAAAAGAGCGGAGAGGGCAGGGAAAUACUGGACAAUGAUGAUGAAGAUGAGGAAGAUGAGGAGGAGGAUGAGGAAGAGGAGGAGAUAGAAGAGCAACAGAAUGGCAGUAGCAGGCCCGCAUCUAAUCUCAGCAUGGACUCUGAGCUCAGCAGAAACCGGGAGAAUGAGUCCCGGCCUAUGACUGAGAAACCACUCUCCAUUGACAGAGGGAAGGAAAGCCAAUAUAAUGACAUCGACAAUCACCUGAGACUGCCUUUGGGCAACAGGCCUAGGGAACAGGCAGACACAGAUUCAUCAGCCAGAGAAACAGAUGCAGACGGUCGACCCAUGGUUAACGGCAGGGGCUGUGGACCCGAGGACUCCAUGGCAGGUUUGUUCCAGCAGAAGCCUGUACAUAUCUCUAGCCCAAACCUCUCUGGCUCCUCAGCCAAGAGGAUCAAAGUAGAGAAGGACAUGGAGCUUCCAUCUCUGCCACUGAUUUCUUCUGAAAAUGUGUACUCUCAGCUGUUGGCUGGCUACGCUGCUUCCCGCCACUACAUCAGGGAGCCCUUUCUGGGCUUUGGUGACUCCCGGCAGUCACCUUUUGCCACAUCCUCUGAGCAUUCGUCCUCAGAGACGGGCAGUCUGCGCUUCUCCACGCCCCCUGGGGAGCUGCUGGAAGGUGGAGUGUUGUCAGGACGGAGCGGCAGCAGCACACCACACCUCCAACUCCGAGGUCCAGGUCCUGGCAGGCCUCCUGGCUCUAAAGAGAGCCGGAGGAGUGACACGUGUGAGUACUGUGGCAAGGUGUUCAAGAACUGCAGCAACCUGACAGUGCAUCGGCGCAGCCACACGGGUGAGAGGCCAUACAAGUGCGACCUGUGCAGCUAUGCUUGCGCACAGAGCAGCAAGCUCACACGCCACAUGAAGACCCACGGCCAGUUUGGCAAGGAGGUGUAUCGCUGCGAAAUCUGCCACAUGCCCUUCAGCGUCUACAGCACCCUGGAAAAACACAUGAAGAAGUGGCAUGGUGAACACUUGAUGAGCAACGAUGUCAAACUUGAGCAGGCGGAUCGAGCCUAAGUUAUGUGCACAAAAGCACAUACUUCAGACAGUAUGAUGAGUUUAGCUGGAUAAUCUUUUGAAUAAAUCUAACUAUAGAGUUUUUGGAAUGAUUUGGUGUGGUUUUUUUUGUGUUUUUUUUUUUCUAGUGCCACCUGAGAAAUAAGAACGUUAGUAAAUGUUUGUGGAUGGAUUUGAAAAAAGCCCUGCUGGCAUUCCCAGCAACCACCAGGAAUUUGUCCAUUAAGAGUCCAUGGAGCCUUUCUACUGUGCAAUAAUUUCUGUAUUUAUUGGAUCAUUUCUUGAUGAUACAUGGCAUGUGCAGGUAUAUUAUGGCAUGUGCAGGGGUUUUAAUGCAUUCCUUUGUUAGAAUAUUAUUUUCAGUCACCAUGUUAUGAUAUGACACAUACUGAGAUUUUGGCAUUCUGCCACCAUUUUGUUUGAGGUAUUUCCUGAAAGGAAAAGAAGUAACUUUAACCUGUCCUGCUAAAUUCUGAAGAAGUUGUACUUCUAAAAAUAAGAAAGAUUUUCUUGUGUACUACUGCUGUUUGCAGUCACACCAGACGUGGGUGAUAUAUUAAAACAUAAAGCACUGAAUGUCAACUUGACAAUAAAUAUUAAACAAAUUCGAGGGAUAUGGAAUACCAGGGAUGUCUCAGGCAGCUGGAUGACAGUUUGACUGUAUUUUAAUGAUUCCCUUUUGACCACCAUCCAGCUGAAUAUGUUCUUGAUAUGACUUUUAUCAUUUCAGCUGUCAAGCUUAAACAAAACAAAUUCUUUCCUACCACAAUACACUCAUUUUGACAUUGUUGAUUUAUUGUAUUCUUCAUAAGGAUGGUAAUGUGAUAUAGCCCAUAUUUUUGUGAUCCCAAUGUUUACAUUACCACAAAUUGUAAAACAAAAUAUACCACCCAGUGUAUAUUUUCUUAACACACAUGUUAAUGGGUUUGGCCUCAAAGUAGAGUAAACAUACAAAUUUGCUUAUUUUAUCCUGAUUGAAAUGAAAUGUUUAGCUGAUGAAAAUUGU